AAUGUAGGUUAUUUUGUAAAUAUGGCAGCUUUGAUGAAGAAAAGAGUUUUAGCAGAGUUUACACAAAGCCAGGUUGUAAAUGAGCCACCAUUAAAAAGGCUAAGAACAUUACGCCUAACAUCUACAGCAGGUAGCAAAAAUGGGACAGAAAGCAGUUCUGCAUUAGCUUACAUAGAGUGCCUUGAAAAAUGUAAAUGUGGCAAUGAUGCUUUACAGCUUCUUGUCCGUAUAUCUGAUACUAUAGCAUAUAUUUCUCCAGAAGAUGUUCCUUCAGUUGUAAAGAAAUUGUCAGAGAGAUUUGCCAUUGAAACAGAAGCAGCAGUUCGUGCUAAAAUACUUUGGAUAUUUGCAGAGUUAGGAGAAGUCACAAAUGAUUCAGUAGAGAAAACAAGAAUUGUCACUGAAACUGCUGAACUUUUAAAAAAUGAGGAAUCACAUAGAGUAAAAAGUCAAGGCUUAGCAACAUUGUUGAAGCUAGGGGAUUAUCAUAGGAGUCUUGCCCUAAAAAUUGCCCGUGAGCAUUUACCAGAUACUUGGCAUGGUGUUCAAACACGUUGCCUGUCUAUUAUUGGCAGAUACUUGACUGCAAAUGCUGCAGAUGACACAUUAGUAUUUGUUGGAAAUUAUGCACGUUCUCAGGAUCCAAGAGUACGUGCUCAAGCAUUUGAAACAAUGGCAGAGCUUCAUUCUCACAGGGGUUGCAGAUUACCAGCCAGUUUCUUUGGAGAAGCUUGUGCUGCACUAAGAGAUGAUUAUGAAAUUGUUCGUCGUGCAGUUCUCAAGUUAAUAUGGCUUUUGGGUAGAGAGUAUCCUGACAAUAUGAUUAUGGGCGCAGAUGGAGAAGAUACACGCAUGGUCGACUGUGCAUUUUCCCAGAUUUGCAGUUUUAUGGGUGAUUUGUCGCCAAGAGUUAGAACUUCGGCAAUGACGCUUCUAGGAUCAAUGAAAGGCGUAACUCAGCGGUACAUAGAACAAGCAUUGGAUAAGAAACAAAAAGUUGUAGAAGCAGAUAGGCCAGAAGUGGAGGAGAAGAGUGGUUCCUGUGGCGCUUUUAUUCAUGGUUUAGAAGAUGAGUUCUUAGAGGUGCGAACAGCAGCAGUUGAAGCACUUUGCACUUUGUCUUUGGAACAACCGACCAUAGCGAGAGUUGCUUUAGAUUUCAUGGUAGACAUGUUUAAUGACGAAAUUCAAGAUGUAAGGCUGAGAGCUAUUGAGUCAUUAAGAAAAAUAUCCGCAAGCGUGACACUUCGUGAGGACCAAUUAGAAACAAUACUAGGUGCACUGGAAGAUUUUUCAGGCGAGGUGCGAGAAGGUUUGCAUGCCACUUUGGCGGCCAGCCGGCUUGCUACAAGAAAUUGUCUUUACAUGUGUGUAAAUCGUCUCCUUGAAAACUUGAGUCGUUAUCCUCAAGACAGAGAGAGCAUUAGAAGCUGUUUAGCUGCGCUGGGAGCCUCGCAUCCGUACCUGACAUUGCCUUUAGUACCUCAACUUCUUGGACGACACCCGUUCUUCGACACACCGGAACCAGACGUGGAUGAACCUUCCUAUGCAAGUGUGUUGGUAUUAAUAUUUAAUGCUGCAUUGCACUGUCCAAGCAUGCAUGCUCUUUUCACAGAGCAUACAUCUAAACAUUACCACUAUUUACGGGACACGAUGCCACAUUUAGUUCCGCGAUUACGUCCAGCUAUAACGAGUAGAUCAGGUUUUGGAAAGGAAGACAAAGUCGAUGAAGAGACUGAGCGUGGGAAGGUAUUUUUAGAGAAAAUAGUAACAGGCGUUGAAAAUGCAAGACCUGACGGCAGAGUUCACACUCAGCUUUUGGAAGCUGCAGCCAUUGAUCUAGAUCGUUUAGCAGAAAUGGAUCAUCGUAUGGAAGGGGCAGCACGGUUCACCGCACUUUACAUACGUUGUUUACUGCUCUUAAAAUCUGUAUUAAGGGAAUUCUCCAUGUCAUCGAAUUCGGUGUCGACUAGUCCAUUACCGAAUACGACUACCAACGUUUCAGUUCUUCUUCAGAAUACUCAGAAGUUACAACGAUUGUUCAGUGGAUUAGGUGAAACAGAUAUGAUGUUGGCCAAUGAUUUGUGGCUGAAGGCAUUGGCAGCAGAAUUGAUUCGAGUCACGAGAAGCGUAACCGGAAGAAGUGCUCUUCCAUUGACUCGAUACUUUCUUUCCGAGGCAGACACGUUACCUCAAGAUACAUCAAAGUUGCCAUCAUUUUCUAGAGCUCUUGUUCUUCAGAUUCCAACCUUAGCCGAUAUAAAACCAGGAUCUCUGACGCGAUUACUGUUACCGUUACUUUUAACACCUGCAUCGCAAGGCGAAGAACGACUACCAAGACCUUCAGUGUCUACACGAUUCUGUAGGGCAGUUAUAGAAGAACCCAGAGGAGAUGCGGAUUCUGCAUUAAAGUUUACCGGAGGUCUCCUACUGGGAAUCCCAUUAACAGCAAAAAUCUUGAAUUUAAAAGAUCCCAGUAUACUACGUGUUAAAGUGAGACAUCCCGAUCAACAAGUGCAGUUAUUGCUGCCACGACAAUCGGAUCUACGAUUGCAGAAUACGGAACAAAAUGAUUAUAGGCUGAAGACCACAGUUUUACUUUCGCAUCAAGUUUGGAUGGAAGCUUGUAACGUAGAAAUAUCCCUUGCUCUCCUUGUUCCAUCAUCGGCUCUUGAUGAUCCAUGUGUUAUUGAUCUUUGUAAACCAACGAAAGUAUCAAUAGCACCAAAACCUGUGAAGAGAGGUAUCUAA
Molecule: messenger RNA, 2751 nt
Organism: Dufourea novaeangliae
Lineage: Eukaryota; Metazoa; Arthropoda; Insecta; Hymenoptera; Halictidae
Gene: IntS4
Product: integrator complex subunit 4
Exons: 4
Coding region: 22-2751 (909 amino acids)
Biological process (GO): snRNA processing
Cellular component (GO): integrator complex
Source: RefSeq, a predicted model, not a curated record